Cryptosporidium ubiquitum is the source of this 2463-nucleotide messenger RNA. RefSeq lists its product as uncharacterized. Gene Ontology annotation, cellular component: endoplasmic reticulum membrane. The record is from RefSeq and is a predicted model, not a curated record. The coding region runs from base 1 to 2463 and encodes 820 amino acids. Gene Ontology annotation, biological process: ERAD pathway. The transcript has a single exon. Lineage: Eukaryota; Apicomplexa; Conoidasida; Eucoccidiorida; Cryptosporidiidae. Gene Ontology annotation, molecular function: protein binding.
AUGAGAAUACCACCAAUGGUUCUCUUUUUUAAUAUUUUAGAAAUUACACUAAUUUUUAUUUUUUUCACCUUAAUAUACGGUACCGAAUUUCAAUCAGAUCAUGAUCAAGAAUUUGAUUGGUAUGAAAAGUUAUACAGGGAAAGUAAGUACGAGAAAUUAUAUACAGAAUUAAAAAAGUGUGAAUUCAAAGAUUCAAGAUGCAUUCAAAUGCUUGGAGACAUGUAUUUCACAGGAUUAUAUGUGGAUCAAGAUAUUGUUACAGCAAUAUCAUACUGGAAGGUAUCGUCAGAUUAUGGUAAUUCUGAAGGUCAAUUUUGUAUGGGAAUGGUUUACACGCUUUUUCCGUUUUUGGAUGCUCUAGAGUGCAGCAUUAGUGAGUUUGGCGCCAAAAACAAAAGUGUUUUAAUAGAAAACCUAACAAAGCGUGACGAUCCGGUACCGUGUAAGCUUUACCCAUAUUCACAAGAAGAGGCCCCAAAGUUCUUGGAAAAGUAUAAAUCUCUAAUAACAAGGUAUUCUUCCGGUCAGAAUCGCAAAAAUGAUGAGACUAUUUUCAAGAAUAUAGCCAAAUCCAUUCAACUUUCAAAUCUAUAUUUAUAUUUCUCUUCUUUAUCUGGACAUACCGGUGCCCAAUUAACUUUGGGGUUUAGAUAUGAACAUGGAUUAGGAGUCCCCAAAUCAUGUGAAGCCGCUAUGUCUAACUAUAUAGAGACAGCGAAAACUUCAGUUUCUUUUAAAAAAGAAGGGCAUUCAGAAAAAGAGCAACUAAUACGUCUCUCAAUUCCAGACUGGGAACCACUAAAGAAACUCUUUAAUCUAAAAGAAAAUAGAAAUCGUGAAGAUCUGGCUAUAAAUUUAGCAGAGUCUGGAAGUAUAACUGUCCAAUUAGCUUUAGCUAAAAGGUACCUAUUAGGAGUAGAUGGAUUCAAGCAAGAUACUACUAGAGCUUAUAAAUAUCUUCGAAAAAUUGCCGAUAAGGCCAAAUCAAUGGUUGGAGUUGUACUAGAUACCCCUUCUACACUGAUUUAUGGUGAAGCUAUUGGAUUACUUGGUUACAUGCAUGCAUUGGGACUCGGUACCACCCCAGAUCUAAAAAUUGCAGCUGAGUAUUUUUCAAUUUCAGCAUUCAUAUACAAUGAUCCAGGGGGGCAUAAUGGUAUGGGAUAUGUUUAUUUUCACGGGUGUGAAGGAUUUGAGAGGAACUUUAGAUUAGCCUUUCAUCACUUUAAUGAAAGUGCCUUUCACCUUUUUACUGAUGCACAAUACAAUUUGGCGUCUCUUUAUCUUACCGGUAUGGGUACUUCACAAUCAUAUUCAGAUGCGAUUUCUUGGUAUACUAGAGCUUAUGAACAAGGUCAUCUUCCAUCUGCCUAUGCACUUUCUCAGUUGAAUUUGAAUGGACUUGGUACUAACAAAGACUGCAAAACAGCUUUAGGAUUCUUGAGAGGAGUCUUACAAAGAUCUAAUUGGGUUACAAAUUUAAUUUCAAUUACUAAUAACUUUUCCAGAUCCAAGAACAAAAUUGAAAAGAAUCAAAUGAUCCUAAACACAAUGAAACUUGCAUUCACAGGAUAUGAUCCUUCCUUGUCCAAUUUAGCCUCUUUGUUGGAUCAAGACCUCAAAAAUAACAGACAUUUUGAAUGGGUGUUGUCUAUAAUUGGGCUUCCUCUUCCAGAUUUCUCAUCGAGACUUAACAAGGCUGAGUACUGGUUCAAAUCCCUUUCAACUAAGAUUAUCCCAAAAAUACUUUUAAAAUUUUUUCCUGAUCUUGAAGAUAUCAAUUCCGAUACCCAUAUAGGUACCGAAAUUGAAAAUAAUAGUGGAAAAGGUAUAGAGAUUAGAAAUAAGUGGUAUUUACCUCAAAUGUUUUUAGAGUUUUCAAUGUAUAAUGAGAACGUUGAUUCUAUGGUAAAAUAUGGAGAUUAUUUAUAUUAUGGGAAAGGAGUGGAACUUAAAUAUAUACUUUCUUCUAAGUUCCUAAAGAAUUCCUCUCCCAGCUGGAUUAGACCUCUGGAGCCUGAAAUUGCUUCCAUGGAAUCUCCAAAUUAUAUGGCAGCUUUAGACCUUUAUAAGAUUGUUUCUAAUACUCUAAUAACUUCCAGAUGGAUGAUUUCUUCCAUUUCAGAAGCUUCUUUUAAUUUGGCAUUCAUGGCUCAAUUUGGGAUUGGAAUUGACCAAGAUCUACAUCUUGCAGAAAAUUACUAUAAAAGAAUGGUGGAGACUGGAAGCAUUAACAGAAUAAGUAAUGGUGUUGGAGAUUUUCUUAUCAUCACUACACAAAUCCAUAGAAACUUUAAAAUAAUUAUUAAUUCUCUUAAAAAAGUAUCUUAUCAGGAUCUAAUGAAAAACGGAAAUUUUCGUCUUACACUUAAGUUGGGCCACCUACUACUUUUCCUAUUAAUUCUCAAACUAUUAGUUUAUAUAUACACUAAAUGGACUAAAGCUAGAGAAGAUCAUGAAUGA